Molecule: messenger RNA, 3253 nt
Organism: Culex quinquefasciatus (southern house mosquito)
Lineage: Eukaryota; Metazoa; Arthropoda; Insecta; Diptera; Culicidae
Exons: 13
Coding region: 65-3220 (1051 amino acids)
Molecular function (GO): oxidoreductase activity, acting on paired donors, with incorporation or reduction of molecular oxygen; heme binding; iron ion binding
Source: RefSeq, a predicted model, not a curated record
UCGCACUACCGCACCGGAGCUCAGUUGUAGCCAAGCUCUGUCAGUUACUAAACAACACUCCGCGAUGAUAGGUGUGCUUCUGCUGGCGCUAUGCGCCCUUUCGCUACUCAGGUUCGCGCGCUUCAGACAACGGUUCGUACGUGCCCUGAAGUCGAUUCCGGGCCCACCAGGUGUUCCACUUUUGGGCAACUCGAUCGAGCUGCUGCGAUGCGAUACCACGGAACUUCACGACAAAUUGGUUUUGUGGACGAGCCAGUACGAACCACGGAUCAAGAUCGACGUGUGCAAUACCCACUGGAUCAUGCAUACUUCACCGGAACUUGCAGAGCAAAUCGUCACCAACGCCACGUUCAACCGGAAGGCCAAAGACUACGAGUACAUGCACGAGUGGCUCGGAAUUGGAAUCCUGCUGGAUCACGGCCCGAACUGGUUCAAACAUCGCAAGGCCCUGACGGAGGCGUUCCACUUCAGGGUGCUGGAGAACUUUAUGCCCAUCUACCAGGAGCAGUCGGAAAUUCUGGUGGAGAAGCUUCUCAGCUGUGGAGGUCGGGCCGUGGACGUUUUCCCCGUCUUUAAACUCUACACGCUGGACGUGAUCCUUGAAACGGCCAUGGGAGUGCGGUGUCGUGCGCAGGAAAAUGACUCCGACUAUGUCAGGGCUGUCGCGGGCCUAACGCAGAUCACGUUCUGGCGCAUGUACAACAUUCUGGGACAAUCGGACGUGGCCUUUCGCUUUUCCCGGCACUACCGGCCGUACCGGCAAAUGAUAAAGGUGAGCAAUGACUUCACGAUGACGGUUAUUCGACGCCGGAGAAGCGAGAUGGAAUCCACCGAAAAUCAGGAAACGGAGCGAGAUUUUGAAGAAAGUGGUAAGCGCAGGUCAGCCCUGCUGGACAAACUGCUCCGGAUGGAGAUCGAUGGACGGAAGCUGACGGACGAGGAAAUCAAGGACCAGGUCAACAGUUUUAUGUUUGCGGGUCAUGACACCACCUCAAGUGCGCUUACGUUCAUAAUGUACCUGCUCGCAAAGCAUCCGGACGUCCAGCGAAAAUUGUACAAAGAAGUCAAGGAAGUCUUUGGAGAUAGCAGACAUCCAACCUUCACUCAAAGUACCCUCAAUAACCUCAAGUUCAUGGACCAGGUCAUCAAGGAGGCACUUCGGCUGUACCCGUCCGUUCCGUUCGUGUCGCGGACCGUCGACGCCGACACGGAACUGGCCGGCGUAACGUACCCCGCCGGGACCACCAUCUCGCUGGGCAUCUACUUCAUGCACCACAAUCCGGCGUACUUCCCCGAGCCGACCCGCUUCAAGCCGGAACGGUUCGCACCGGAGGCGGAGCAGAUCGAGCGCAAGAACCCGUACGUGUACAUUCCGUUCAGCGCCGGAAGCCGGAACUGCAUUGGGCAAAAGUUCGCCAUGAACGAGAUGAAAACCGCCGUCAGCCACGUGGUUCUGCGCUGCGAGCUGGAACUUGAGGAUCCCGAUUUUGUACCAAGGCUGAAGGAUGAACUUAUUUUGAAACCUUCCGAUGGAAUGCCGAUCAAGUUUUUGGCGAGAUCAAAUAAUUAUAAUGGACACAACCAUUCUACUGUUCUGCUCAUUCUAUCAGUGCCCGUUCUUCCAGUUCCAUUCAGUAUCUCUCCAGAACUCGGUCCAGUAACAAGUGCCAGUGCCAGUGCCAGUCUCCAUUCAGCAAAACAAAUCAUGUUGAUAUUAGCGCUUUCGGUGAUUGUGGCCAUCGCUGCCGUGACAAUCGUGCUCCACUUUCGAUUGACCCAGUUUGAAAAGAUUCCGGGACCUCCGGCCUGGCCACUCGUCGGGAGUUCGCUGCAGUUUAUGAACCUGAGUCCAGUUGAUAUAUUCAACCUGCUGCGCAAGUACUCCAAAAUGUACGGCAAGGCGUACAAAAUCAGCUUUGGGUAUGACUACACACUCAUGUUUGCGAAGCCCGAAAUUGCCGAGAAAAUUCUCAACACCCAAUCGUACGCGGACAAGUCCAGCGACUACGACAAGGUGGCCGAAUGGAUCGGCCACGGCCUGCUCGUCUCCAAGGGCGAAAAGUGGUUCCAGCGGCGCAAGGUCCUCACGCCCGGCUUCCACUUCCGGAUACUGGAAAGCUUCGUGCGGGUGUUCAACGAGCACAGUGACGUGUUCUGCCGGAAGUUGGCCACCUUCCAGGGCUCCGAGGUGGACGUUUUCCCCCGCCUCAAGCUGUUCACGCUGGACGUCCUGUGCGAAACGGCCCUCGGCUAUCGAUGCAACUCACAGACGGAGGAUCCGGCUUACCCGCGCGCCGUUGACGAGAUCAUGUCCAUCCUGAACUGGCGCUUCUUCAACCCGUUCGCCAGCAUUGAUGUGUUGUUUCGGUUUACCAAGCAGUACAAGCGGUUCCACCAGUUGAUCCGGGAAACGCAUCGGUUCACGCUGGACAUUAUCAACGAGCGGAGAAGGGAAGCCAGCAGGGUUUCGGAGGUGGACGAGGACGAGGACCUGCGGGAUGAUGGCGGUUGUGGGACCAGGAAGAAGAAGCUGGCCUUGUUGGAUAUACUGCUGGGGGCGACGAUCGAUGGGAAGCCGCUGUCCGAUGAUGAUAUCAGGGAGGAGGUGGAUACGUUUACAUUUGCGGGUCACGACACCUCAGCAUCAGCGCUGACCUUCAUUCUGUACAACAUCGCAAAACACCCGGAGAUCCAGCAACGAAUGUACGACGAGAUUGUCGAAAUUGUCGGCCCAGACUCUACGGAACUCACGUUGCACACCCUAAACGAACUUCGCUUCCUGGACCUGGUCAUCAAGGAAUCCCUUCGGAUGUUUCCACCGGUUCCGAUGAUCGCUCGCCACGCCACGGAGCGGACCGAAAUCGAGGGGAGCGUCAUCCCGGUCGACACCAUCGUUGGCGUGGACAUUUUCGAAAUGCACCGUGACUCAGACUACUUUCAGGACGCCGAACGGUUCAAUCCGGACCGAUUUGAGGCAGUUAGGGAAACUGGAAAGAGCAACCCGUUUACUUACAUUCCGUUCAGUGCUGGCAGCAGGAAUUGCAUCGGUCAAAAGUUCGCCCAAUACGAAAUCAAGACGGCAGUAACGAAGAUCCUUCAGAACUUCACGCUGGAACUACCCUCACCGAACUUUGAGCCCGCCCUCAAAGCCGAAAUCGUACUCAAACCAGCCGGACCGUUACCAAUUCGAUUCGUCCCACGAGCAGCAGCUGCACCUUGAACAAAACAACAACCAAACUUUAAACGCUAAAUC